Drosophila busckii is the source of this 2603-nucleotide messenger RNA. RefSeq names its product protein Lilipod (gene lili). NCBI's taxonomy places the organism in Eukaryota, Metazoa, Arthropoda, Insecta, Diptera, Drosophilidae. The transcript is spliced from 8 exons. The record is from RefSeq and is a predicted model, not a curated record. Bases 528 to 2096 code for a protein of 522 amino acids. Gene Ontology annotation, biological process: signal transduction. Gene Ontology annotation, molecular function: transmembrane signaling receptor activity.
GUUGUGAAGUGCAACAACAAACGGUUGUGCGAGAAUUAAUAACGCUUAACGCGACUGCUAAAACAAAUGUGCAAGAGAGUCCAAUUAAUUGUGCGCUAUUAGCAGUUAAUAUUUGUGUGAAUUGUCAAAGCUAGUGAGUCUUUUCUGAAAUUCUCUGUGUGCGAACAUUGUCAAAAUAGAGUUUGGCGCAAGUGAAUUGGCUUAAUACUAUUAGCAACAAUGUAAAGAAUACAAAAUUCUUAAAUAUUAAUUUUUUAACAAACAAGCAAUGCAAGCAAUAAAACAACAACGAAACACAAGAAAUAGCGAUAUAAACAACAACAACAACGACUAAGCGCAUCAGAAUUUCUAUUGUCGGUGUGUGAGUGCGUGUGUGUUUGUGUGCGGACGUGCGUGCGUCUAUUAGCAAAUAGAAAAGUGAAAUUCGGUUACUACUAUUGGCAUUUAAUAAAAUCUUGUGUCAACGGGCAACAAAGAUUAAAACGAAACUGGCUCAAAACGACAAGCAGUUGUUCUUUUUAAAGAACAUGGAAGAAGAGGAGGAGGAGGUGACCGAUAUAAAGCUUCAGCUCUUUCACAACACAGUACGCGAACACAUUAUAUUACUGUUGCUUAUCAUAUUGCUCUAUCUGAGCUCCUAUGUAAUCGUGUCGCGUUUUCGACGUCGUGAUCGCGAUGAUCUCUACUCGAAUGAUGAAGACGAGGUGCUGGUCUAUCGCAUAAGCUUUUGGCUUUGCACAUUUACAUUGGCCGUGGCCGAGGGCGCGGCCAUGCUGCUGCCCGUGUCUAUUGCUAGCAACGAGGUGCUGCUGCUAUAUCCCAAUAGCUACUAUGUCAAAUGGCUUAACAGCUCAUUAAUACAAGGACUCUGGAAUCAUGUAUUCCUCUUCUCCAAUCUGUCGCUCUUCGUUUUCUUGCCCUUUGUCUAUCUAUUCUCCGAAUCGACUGGAUUUGUGGGCCACAAAAAAGGAAUAUUAGCGCGGGUGUAUGAAACCUUUACAGUAUUCAUAUUAAUGGCCAUUAUAGUGCUGGUACUAACUGCCGUACUGAGCGCAGUGUUUGGCAUUGAAAAGUUUCAAUUCUUUUGGUUUCUAAACUUGGGCAGCGUGCAUCUGCCGUUCCUUUAUUCAUGCGUUUCAUUUCUGGGCGUAAUGCUAAUGCUGAUUUGUACGCCGUAUGGCUUUGUGCGUCUGUUUGGCGUUGUCAACCAAGUGCUGGUGCGUCCGCUGCUGCUGCGCGAUGUGAACGAAGAGUACAGCGCCUUCUACAUGGAGGAAGCCAGCGUUAAGCGUAAGUUGGCCAACAUUGAGCUGCAAAACGUUAGCAUUUUGGAUGCUACCAAUGGUCAUCGUCUGACCAAUGGACAUGCGCGUCGCUUUGCGGCGGAGCCUCUGCUGUCGCAUAUAUAUCAACGCAAGAAUUUGGGCAGUGAUUCAGUUGAAGCGCAUCAACUGCUAAACGAUAGACUGAAAGAGCUUUAUAGCGAACGCAAGGAGCUCGACAAACUACGAAAAUCAAGCACAUUUCAACGCACAUUUGUUUAUCCGCUGGCCAUGCUGUUGCUGCUCUUCUGCACCGCAGUCACCAUUUUGCUGGUGGUGCAGAAUACGCUGGAGCUGCUUAUUGGCAUCAAGGCAUUGCCGCUGAGCACAAGACAAUUUACUUUGGGCAUCUCAUCGCUGUCUAAGCUGGGACCCUUUGGCGCAGGACUGGAGGUUUGCCUGAUCUUUUAUUUGGGUGCCACUUCCAUUGUGGGCUUCUAUAGCAUGCCCUUUAUGAGAAAUGUGCGGCCCAAGCGCCGGCAGACAUCGCUGCCACAGCUUAUGUUAAAUUGUGGAUUCAUGCUUGUGUUGUCCUCGGCGCUGCCCUUGCUAAGCAGAAUUAUAGGCAUAACAAACUUUGAUCUGCUGGGUGACUUUGGCGCCAUCGAAUGGCUGGGCAACUUUCAAAUUGUACUGCUGUAUAAUCUUGUCUUUGGCACUACCACAGCGCUCUGCUUGGCAAACAAAUUUACGGCAACAGUGCGGCGAGAGCUGCGUGCACGGUUAGUGGAGAACUAUGUGCUCUUUACUAACUACAUAAGCUUCAUCAACUGAUAUUUAAGACAGCGAGGAGACAAGUCCGCCUUCAGUCAGCACAAGCGUUACGCUUACCAGCUGUUAAGGAGCUUUGUCGACUCGCCACUAGAGAGUUUAACUAAUUUAAAUGCCAAGUACCAUAAUCUUAGUCGUAACAGGAGUCGCAAUACCACCGCUAGUCGCCAGUCGAAUCAGAUGGACUGUUGAGAUAUGGAUAAUGUUUUGGAGCAUCUGUAGUACCAGACAUUGUUAUAUAUACCUACAUAUAGUUAUACAUAAUAUACUUAUAGAUGCUUUUAAGCAGAACUGAUACUGAUUUACAUUUUGCGCUCUAUAUUGUUGUAAUUUAUAUGCAGGCAUUUUGCUUCAUUGUCUAGGUGUAGCAUUUACUAUAUUACGUGUAUGCUUGCAUAUUUAAUUGCGGCUCAAUAUGUAUUUGUGUUGUAAAUUGUGUAUAGGCCACAAUUUAUCAAUUUUAAGCGUGUUUAUUUUUAAUUCGAAGCGAUAUUUAUUCAGAGACUUUGU